GCCGAUCAAAAGGGAGUGAUCUUGCGUGGUUGAAACAAAGAAAAUGGACUACCUCUACAACAACGACUGCAAAUUCUUUACAGGCCGUGGUGACGAUGAAAAGCUUCCCGAAAUCAGUAUCGUUUGUGAGAAUAGUUGCCACACGACGGCGCUGCAGAAAGCAACACAUUGCUUUGAAAAGCUGGACUACCUCGCCAAGCAGCGUCGUAAAAAGGCGGCCAAGGAAAUGGAGUCGCGCCAUAACAAGGUGCUGUUACUGAACGGAUCCGCAUUGGUGCAGGACAAAGUGUUUCAGUGCAACAAUCUAGCCCACUUGAAGGUGUACUACAACAACGCCGGCAAGCGUUUGCAGAAUGCGGGAAGGAUGCGGGACUCGAUACGCUACCUUGAGGCUGCAUACGUCAUCCCGUUGGAAAGUAAUCGGAACGUGUUGCAAACCUCCAUUAACCUGCUGCUUACCGUAGCGUACAGAAAGACCGAACAGUACCGGAAGUAUCUCACAUUCCUCGGACGCUCGAAGGAUCCGCAUUCGCAGGAGCAGAAUUUAAACAAUCUUCUUAAAAAGCCAUUCCCCGUCUGGCAGGAGGAUGCAGCGUGCAGCGCUGUCGAUUGGGAAAAGGAACUGUUCGGCACUAGCAACAGCCGUGCCGUGUCCUGCGAAAUAAUCAACGGAUCAUUGGUGGCCAAGCGUGACUUUAAUGUUGGCGAUGUAAUAUUCGUCGAAAAGCCAGUGGUUGGUUACGUUGCGGAAUCGAUGGGUCAAUGUAACUGGUGCACCCUGAAGACGCUCUACACCGUGCCAUGUAUAGUUUGCCGUGAGGUAUUUUACUGCAGUGUGCAAUGCUUGGGCAAGGAUGAGCAUUACCACCAGUACGAGUGUCGGGGCUACCGGUCGCUAUUAUUUCCGCUGAUGGAUUUUAUGCUUACAAUCCGUCUGCUGGUGAAAUCGUUGGAUGUACUGCAAACGAACCUAUCGCUACGCAAACCGCCCACCCAUCAUCCCAGGACGGUGGAGCAGCUGUGGGCAGCUUUGCUCGAGGAUCACCAUGCGCAUUCGGAAGACUUGCUUUCGCUGUUGCAAGGGUGCACGUGCGAUCAUUACGUGGAGGAACCCGGCAGCUAUCCGGUGCUGAUCCAAAAGGCUUCACUCAUCAUGUCCUACUUAAUGAUGGACAAAAGGCUGGUUGAAGAUUACAAGUCCUGCUGGAUGAAUCUAUCGAUUGCCGAGCGGAACAUAUUCCUUGAAAGCGUCCUGCUGCGGCUUUUGUGUGUAGUGCACACGUUUAUGUGCGGAUUCAAAUACGAGCUGUCGUACGACAAGGGAGAUGUCGACGAUAUGAUGAGGUCCCGCUCGUCAGCGACGGACGCGCAGGACGCAGUGCACACAAACGCGCCAGAGUCGAAGGCACCAUUCGACGCGCAUCAGCGGCCAGCCGCAUACGCGCGAACCCAUGAUAACUUGCUCAUGUUUUGGGACGUUUGUUGGACCGAGGCAAAUCACCGAGCGCAACAGGCGGACAAUGUAGACGCUGUGGAGUGUGCGCUGCAAACAUACAGCGAAGGUUAUCACGCUACGUUCAACUUUCUGGAGCACCUGGCCCAGUGCAAAUCGGCACCGAAAGUAACGACCUUCAACCAGUACCGUGGUUUGUACCGAUUCGUUCGUGAAAUUGAAUCUUCUGACGAGGAAUCAAAUGUUAUCACUAUAUUGCUGGAUCACGGAGUCGUCGCGUUUCGGGCAUUAAAAUCGAUCAAAAAGGGCGAGACAUUGGUAUUGGCACGUACGUUCAGCAACGCCAGCGAGGUGCAGCAAGAUUUUUCCAAUACCAUAAAAAUAAUAGGAAACGAUGACAUCAAAACUGAGCAGGCAAGAUUGAUCUGUAGGAUCGAUUUAACGAGCGAAAUCAUCGAUAAGAUGAAAAAUAAGACAUCUUUAUUCGUGUCGGGAAGUUUCUUCUCCUUUUUGUUCAUUUUCGAUCAUUUCAUAAAAGUGUUCGAUGGCAUUUUACAGCGAUCGAAGCACAGCGUGCAGAUUUUUGAGCUAAUAAACAAAAUAGAGAACAUCUACAAUCAUGCCCGGAUAGUGCCGGGUGUGCUUAUGCAAGACGAGUGGACGACCCAGUUGGUGAAGCGCGGUCCCAAGUUGCGCUUGAUGAAGCGCCAGAACAACAAAAUCGUUGCCAAUCAGCUGUACAAUAGCUUCUUCAAAUGAAAAAAACGGAUGUUUUCAUGCGUACUUUAGUAGGAAAAUGAAUAAUUUAUGAACUACCGUGUAGGUUUUCGAAAAUACAAUGCAUUCAAU
Anopheles arabiensis is the source of this 2302-nucleotide messenger RNA. RefSeq lists its product as uncharacterized. The transcript has 7 exons. Bases 44 to 2212 code for a protein of 722 amino acids. The record is from RefSeq and is a predicted model, not a curated record. NCBI's taxonomy places the organism in Eukaryota, Metazoa, Arthropoda, Insecta, Diptera, Culicidae.